Messenger RNA from Sparassis crispa, 525 nucleotides. RefSeq lists its product as hypothetical. Lineage: Eukaryota; Fungi; Basidiomycota; Agaricomycetes; Polyporales; Sparassidaceae. The transcript has 2 exons. The record is from RefSeq and is a predicted model, not a curated record. Bases 1 to 525 code for a protein of 174 amino acids.
AUGCAGGAUGCUCUAGAGAAAUACGGGACGCUCUCAGACGCAGUAGCAACCGCUUCGGUCUUGGGGGCUGGUAUCACAUAUACCACCAUUUUCAAUGCUCUGCGCGGUAAUAUUGGUCUGAUGUGCUGGAGUUUCGCCUUGUUCGACGUUGGCCUAAUCAUCACCAUUCUCUUCCGGUCUAUUAUGACGGCGCUCUGGCAUUUCCAGUUGCCCAGGAAGCCGUUUGCAACAGUUUUCUGGUGGGAGCUGAUGAUCAAAGUGGUACUGCUCAUGGCGUUGAUAUCAGCAACCAUUGCGAUCUUCCUGCUCAGUAUGUCAGCCCUUCAGCUGGUGUAUCCUCGGCCUGAGGGAUACCAGGACGCCGUCCAGUUGACGAUGUCACCCGUACCGAGCGCAGCCCUUUCCAUGUUCAUUGUUGCGGGAGGGAUUGCUGUGCUCGUGGGCGUGUUUGCUCUGCUUUUCUGGGCUGGUGGGUUCAGGAAGGAUGAUAACCCUAGGGAAGCCGUGCAAGACUACUUUGUUUGA